AGAUAUGUUCAAAAGUGGUGUUGUGGGUUUUCUGAUCACAGUUGGACUGAGACCCUCUUCUCAAGUUUCAAAACGACACAGAAGCGUUACAAAAUAUAAGAAAAUAAUUAAAUAACGCCAACAAAUCGCUUCAUAUUUGUGUCAGGCGUGUGUAAGAAGUCAAGCGCAUCCGAAUCCAGUCCGGCUUUUCGCGGCGACUCUGUCGCACGGACUGGAGUCUGGAUGGUGGAUCGUGGCAGUGAUUGGAGGAGUGUUGGGAAACAAACAGGGAGCGUCGCGUCGCGUCGACCGCAGGCCUCAGUGUUGAUAUUAUAUCGCAAAAGCGCUCGAGCAGAUGCGCGACUGACGGACUGUGGUUUCAUAACGCGCGUCUAGCGGCGCAAAGGACGAUAUGAAGAGCGGAUCGUCGCCGAAGACGCGCGAUGUCCGUCAAAUCCAGCAGCAUGCGGCAUUUGCACGCGCUGUUCCCGGGAUGCUAACUUAAGGCGAUGGCACGACAUUCGACACGAUAGUCUUGAGAGACUGAAACAUCAGUGGUUUCGCUCCCACGCGUGUUUCUGAAGACCCGCGGCCUGUGGAGCGUCAUAACGGCCUUUUGUGUGCCGACAGCUGAGCGACUGCCGCGUACAUAACGGACUGCGUGUCGCUUAUCGUGGAUUUAAUCGAAUGAUCGAGAAGAACCCGUCUCGUCAGAGUUCGGUCACGCCGUCAUUUCAGCACCGAAGGUGAGCGCGCAUGCAAAUGAGUGUGCCAUGCAUCCCCCAACCAAACAGCUGAUGCCCACCUAGACGUCUCUGAACAGACCCCCUCUGGCAGCAGAGGAUGCUGGGAAUGUGCCGUGGCCGCAGGAAGUUCCUGGCUGCCUCUCUCGCGCUGCUCUUUAUUCCGGCCCUCACCUGGAUCUAUCUGUCAUCUGCAAACUUCACCGUGAAACCUCUGCCUCUGUCACCGCUGGAGCUUCAGUCAUCGGCGCUGGUCGGAGCGGCCGGAGAACAUCAGGCUCUGGAGCUCAGGCUGCGAGACACAGAGGACCGGAAACAUGACCAGCGGAGAGACUUUAGCCCGACGCCUCGAGUCUCAACCCACGGCAGCCAUCAUAGCAACGGUCGUCAUGGCAACCACUUACACACCCAUUCCACAGAAGAGGGUACAGGUGAUAGUGAGGCUAAAAAGAGAAACGUCGCCAGCAACAGCUCGGACUGUGUGCGUCAGCCUGUGGUGAACAAAUGUGAGACCAUUCACAUCGCCAUUGUGUGUGCUGGCUACAACGCCAGCAGAGAUGUGGUCACCUUGGUCAAGUCAGUCCUGUUUCACAGACGAAACCCGCUUCACUUCCACAUCAUCGCGGACUCCAUCGCUCACAAGAUCCUGUCUGAUCUCUUUCACACCUGGAUGGUCCCGGCCAUUCACGUCAACUUCUAUGACGCAGAUGAGCUCAAGUCUGAGGUGUCCUGGAUCCCUAACAAACAUUACUCUGGUAUCUACGGUCUGAUGAAACUGGUGCUGACCAAGACUUUGCCCUCGGAUCUGCAGAAGGUCAUCGUACUGGACACGGACAUCACGUUUGCCACCGAUAUCGCCGAGCUGUGGGUCGUCUUCCACAAGUUUAAAGGUCAGCAGGUUCUGGGUUUGGUGGAGAAUCAGAGCGACUGGUAUCUGGGGAACCUGUGGAAGAACCAUCGGCCGUGGCCUGCGCUGGGGCGGGGCUUUAACACAGGUGUGAUUCUGUUGUUGUUGGAUCGUUUGAGGAAACUGAAGUGGGAGCAGAUGUGGAGACUGACGGCGGAGCGAGAGCUCAUGAGCAUGUUGUCCACAUCGCUCGCUGAUCAGGACAUCUUCAACGCUGUCAUCAAACAGAAUCCGUUCCUGGUCCAUCAGCUGCCGUGCUUCUGGAACGUUCAGCUGUCGGAUCACACACGCUCUGAGAAGUGCUACAAAGACGUGUCUGAUCUCAAGGUGAUUCACUGGAACUCGCCGAAGAAACUGCACGUCAAGAACAAACACGUGGAGUUCUUCAGAAACCUCUACCUGACCUUCCUGGAGUACGACGGGAAUCUCUUGAGGAGGGAACUCUUCGGCUGUCCCAGUGAAACCGACCACAACUCUGAAAACCUUCAGAAGACUCUGUCUGAGCUGGAUGAAGAUGACCCGUGUUACGAGUUUCGUCGGGAGCGCUUCACCGUGCACCGCACGCACGUUUAUUUCCUGCAUUAUGAGUAUGAACCCAGCGCAGACAACACUGACGUCACGCUGGUGGCCCAGCUCUCCAUGGACAGACUGCAGAUGCUGGAGGCCAUCUGUAAACACUGGGAAGGUCCCAUCAGUCUGGCUCUUUACCUGUCAGACGCUGAAGCUCAACAGUUUCUGCGUUACGCUCAGGGUUCAGAGGUCCUGAUGAGCAGAAGUAAUGUGGGAUAUCACAUUGUCUAUAAAGAAGGACAGUUUUACCCCGUUAACCUGCUGAGGAACGUCGCUAUGGGACAGGUGAACACUCCCUACAUGUUCCUGUCCGAUAUCGACUUUCUGCCCAUGUACGGACUGUACGAGUACCUCAGGAAAUCGGUCGUGCAGCUCGACAUGGCGAACACUAAGAAGGCUCUGGUGGUCCCCGCGUUCGAAACGCUUCGGUACAGACUGUCCUACCCCAAAUCUAAAGCCGAGCUCCUGUCACAGCUCGACAUGGGCACCCUCUUCACGUUCAGAUACCACGUGUGGACAAAAGGUCACGCCCCGACAGACUUAGCCAAAUGGCGGACGGCCACGACGGCGUAUCGCGUGCAAUGGGAGCCUGAUUUCGAGCCGUACGUGAUGGUCAGACGAGAAAGUCCCGAGUACGACCGACGAUUUGUUGGGUUCGGCUGGAAUAAAGUGGCACACAUAAUGGAGCUGGACGCUCAGGAAUAUGAGUUUGUGGUUCUGCCCAACGCCUACAUGAUCCACAUGCCCCACGCGCCCAGUUUCGACAUCACCAAGUUUCGCUCGAACAAACAGUAUCGCGUGUGUCUGAAGACGCUAAAGGAGGAGUUUCAGCAGAACAUGUCCCGGCGCUACGGUUUCGCAGCGCUCAAGUACAUGACAGUGGACAACAACAGCUAGCCGAGAUAAUCCUGGAGUGUCCCGAUGACAGCCGUGAGCGCCGGCCGGGCAGCGGCGGAGACUGAUGUGAGGUGGCACGGCUCGCGAUCCAUCCGUUCAUUCAGGGAUCUGAGAAACACACUACUGGCUUCUGAGUUGACGAUAAAGAAAAACUUUUCGAGUCGUUUAUCUUUUGAAUAAUUCUCAAAUAAGAACGACACUUAUUCACGUCCGAAGGAAGCCUUGAAUCUGUCUGCUGUGUGUCUGUGGAUUGAAGGUUUGGUUCUCGUGUAAAGAGACGGCGAUAGGAUGAAUGUUGUCGUGUGUUGUACAGUAGCUGAAUUAUGUUUAAUAUACAGGGAACUUUACUCACUGAACUGGCAAUAAGACGUGAAGAGAGGCCAAAGCAAACACUUCACAAGCGUUUCGGAGGAUGUUUUCACAGAGACUAUAAGCAAAAACAUGUCGGAAUCAAUUUCCAUUGAGAACUGAAGUGUGCUCAAAUCAUUUGUAAAAUCAGAAGUAGAUUUACAGUUCUGACAACACACCAGACAUCUAACGUAUGUGUUUGCUUCCAUCUGAAUGAUCGUCUCUAAAGUGUUCACUCUCAGAUGUUAAAAAGACGUUCAACAGACGUUUUGGAGACGUUCAUUUCAAUUACAAGAGAGCUUGUGGUUCUCAAUAAGUCCCCGUCUGCCUUGGUUUGACAAACUAAUAGUCCCCCAAAACCCGUGGCAUUGGUUGAGUCCGAGGUUUACAGGUCAGACCGCUCAAACAAUCACAUCUUCCUGAUCAUCUCUGCUGUAUGACUUUAUUUGUUGGUCAUUCGACAUUCACUACUGACAGUCAAACCCACAACGUGCUUUCACGGAGAACAGCGGCUUCACUUCAGGACCCAAGUUGUAUGUCUUACAGCACAUUGCUUUUGUUCAUGGUUUUUGAGGAUUGUCUCAUUGGUCUGCUUCUGUUGUUAGAACUCGUGACCCGGCGGUUCAGACCCACUGGUGUCAAGGAUGUUUUAGGCUGUGUAUAAAGAGAUGAAAUAAAGCUAUGAUAACUCCAUACUGGAGUCACGAUGAAAAAAGAUUUCAGGUAACACACGUCUGAGUUUUGCUUCAUUACGCUGAACAGAGAUAUUUACAUCAUAUUUUGGUACAUAUCCUAUUGUGGUCUCAUUACAGCGCUGCUGUGGACAUCACCGUGUACCUCACAAUUCCUUU
This is a messenger RNA of Triplophysa rosa, 4295 nucleotides long. RefSeq names its product LARGE xylosyl- and glucuronyltransferase 1 (gene large1). The transcript is spliced from 15 exons. Bases 823 to 3096 code for a protein of 757 amino acids. Gene Ontology annotation, molecular function: xylosyltransferase activity; glucuronosyltransferase activity. The record is from RefSeq and is a predicted model, not a curated record. Lineage: Eukaryota; Metazoa; Chordata; Actinopteri; Cypriniformes; Nemacheilidae. Gene Ontology annotation, biological process: protein O-linked glycosylation via mannose.